CCACCACAUACACACACACAUACACACACAAACAAAGGCACUUUUAAGAGCCACGUCUGUCUUGUUAAUCUGUACUCAUCAGUCUCUCUGUAGCUCUCUCUCUCUCUCUCUCUCUCUCUCUCUCUCUCUCUCUCUCUCUCUCUCUCUCUCUCUGUUUACAUUUAUAUUUGUUUUUCUGUCAUCUCUUCGUUGUGAGUCUUUCUGUCUGUUUGUGUUUCUGCCCAUCACAAUGUCCAAGAGUGAUUCAGAAAUCCAAGAACAUCUCAUGAUCUUAGAUAACUUGGUUGAUGACCAAGAACUGAAGGAUGAGCUCCAAAGUCUUGAUGACCUUCUUGAUGAGCUGCAAGAAGAGGAGGCAGCAGCAGCAGCACCAGUGAAGACACCUGAGCCGAGGGUGGUAUGGAGAAAAAGAGACAAUACUGGAAAUAUUGUUUAUGCGAGGCCAAGAUCAAGCAGGAAUCAUUCAAAUGAGGCUGAUCACAUUCGGAAGACUGAUCCUCCCUCCUUUGCUCCUGACACUAACAGUGAGGUGGCCUUCCCUCCAGAGACUGUUGAGUGUUUUCUACAAGAUCUCCAACACUCACUAAGCGAAUUCUCAGGUGAUGAAGCAUCACCUCUUGAAACCCCAAGAGAUCCUCUUCUGGCUUCCUCAAACUGGAGCAAACGACAAAGUCUCUUUUCAGAGAGGUGGAGGGCAGAGAGACCCCGCCUGGUAAACACGGCUGCGGCGCAAGAACAUGUGGCAACACACAUCUGCCAACAGUGUGGGAGUAAUCCAGCUGCUGUCCGGUGUUGUGACUGUAGACCACGUCCAUUCUUCUGUGCUGAAUGCGACGUCAGCAUGCACACCAGACAUGUUCUUCACAACAGAGAUGCCAUGACUGCUGGAUUCUUCCAACCAUUGCCUCCAACAACUUUCGUGGUGGAUAAGGCUCUUUCCCAUUGUGUCCGGCUUGUACCUGUGGAGAUGCCUGACAAAAUCUGUGGUUGUUCACCAGAGUCAUUGAGGGUUAGUCCAGGCAAGACUGUUGCUGUGGUCACAAUGAAUGGACGACAUGAUCUAAGCAUGCCCGAGUUAAUUUGUGAGGCAUGCCAAGCCACUUGGACUUCUGGAGUCGCUGACCUAAACAGAAGUGACUACUGGCCUGCAACCCUUCAAUUUGCCACAGUUUAUGCCACAGAUGUCUUUUUUUCAUUUGAAGAAAUGAAGAUGGCGGCACCAGGACUGUCCUGCCAAGCAUUUUUAAGAAUGCUGAAUCAGCGAACUGUCCGCUUUGGUCGUACUGGCAAGAUCUCAGCAGACAGUUUUCUGAAAAGUUUUUUUGAGUGGGAGGCUGUGCGAUUUGAGUUGGACAAUAUAUGCAAGGAAGAGCCCUUCAACUGUCCUGCGUGCACCCCUGAAAUGCUUGCAGUUUCAGUUGAUGGAAACCGCAAGCAUUAUCGUUUCAAGAAUGCUGCUAGAUCUGAGGAACAGGCCAUCUUUGAAGGCGUCUUCAUUGCCAAGGACGAAGACGUGAAAAGAUUUGUGGACCACAUUCACAACACAACCAAACAUGUCAGUGGAAGAGGUGUUUGUGGAGGGGAGUGGUCAGCAGCCAGAGAGACCUCACAAAGAUCUGCCAGCAAGGUAGACGAGGAGGGAUUGGAGCUUGCGGUGUGUCGGCACGGAGUCCUGCUCUGUGCCUUAAAUAUGUAUAGGGGGGAAAUUUUUGCCUAUCCCCUGUACCUGCAAGAAAAGCUGGCCAGUAGGCAAAUCACUUUUUUUUGCAUGGAUGUGACCUGCAAAUAUUGGCCCUACCUCCAAAGAGUUGCAAAAAGCUGUCCAGAGCUCCAGCACCUUCUCAACAUGAAGCCAUUCCUUUCGGUAUUUCAUGCCAAAGCCCAUGAUUUUAAAUGCGAGGUGAAAUGGAGUGGGGCAUGUCAGGAUGGGGCUGGUUUAACACUGGGGGAGGAGGUGGAACAGUGCAAUGCCUUCCUCUCUAGGAUUGCAGUGACCACAAAACAUAUGUCAAAAGCAGGACGCACAGACAUGCUGACUCUCAUGGCCAUGCGCUGGAAUCAGCAAAAGUUUAACAAUUUGGCAAUCUCACUGACCCGCCGAUAUCAAAAGACCACAAAAGCUCUGCAAAGCCAGUUACUAAACCUAGAGACCAUGAAAGCCCAAUUGACAGUGACAGCGAGCCAAUUGGAAGACUGGGUGAAUGAUGUAAAGGAUUGGGCUGACGCAGCAACAACAACUACGAAUGAUGCUGAUGCCUUGGCCAGCAGAAUUGAGGUGCUGGUAGCCAGUAUCAAGAGACGUUCCCAGUGCUUCAAAUGUUAUUCUGCAACCCCAUACUAUUUUAGAGGUUCUUUGAAGUUUGAUGUUUAA
This is a messenger RNA of Rhinichthys klamathensis goyatoka, 2371 nucleotides long. RefSeq lists its product as uncharacterized. NCBI's taxonomy places the organism in Eukaryota, Metazoa, Chordata, Actinopteri, Cypriniformes, Leuciscidae. The record is from RefSeq and is a predicted model, not a curated record. The coding region runs from base 230 to 2371 and encodes 713 amino acids. The transcript has 12 exons.